This is a messenger RNA of Amoebophrya sp. A120, 909 nucleotides long. NCBI's taxonomy places the organism in Eukaryota, Dinophyceae, Syndiniales, Amoebophryaceae. The record is from the annotation of a GenBank genome assembly.
AUGCCCGCCACGAGAAACUCAGAGCUUCGGUGGCUGUGUGGUGGUGAAAUAGUAGUUAUUCCAUUUUUUUCCAAAAGCACAGCCACUAGUUACCAAUCAAAAUCAUCGAUCAACGUGAUCAUGUCUACGUCAACAUCGUAUACUGAGGCGCAGCCUCAGGAGGCGUGUCAGACCCAUCGUCGUUUCAUCUCAGCAUCGGGUUGUUCAUCAGCGUGGUUUGACAAAAACCCCUCCGCGGCGUCUAGUCACACAUUUGCGCCUGGGACGGAACUACACCAGCUUCCACCUCCUAACAAGGGCGACCUUGAGCUCGGCGCCCUUUGUUCGGCGUUGAGCAAGGUUCUUGCGCGGCAGCUGGAAGUGCGGGCGGAGUUGCUACACGCCCAGCAGAGGCUUGCGGAGGAAUCCCAGCGGCUGGAAGCCGUCGCGAAACGGGAGCACGCACGGCUCGAGGCAGCGAAAGCAGUUUACUUGCGGCAAGGCGGCUGACGCUGCGGUGGAAAGAGAGUCUGAGUUUAAAUGUGGCAAGAGGAGUCUACCUGUAUGUAAUUUCAACAAAAUGUUUCAACGCAAAUGCGGGGACCGCUAGCAACAUGCGCUUGUAUCUUCGCCUAGUCUACUAGCACCGAUAUGGCGAGAUCGAGAAUGACGCGCUUCGAUAUGUGGCACCUCGCAGCUCCCCACAAGAUCAAAUGUUUCCGGUUUUUUAUGUCAAAUCAACCAUCGAGGGAGGUUGGUUCUUGGCUAUUGAUUUUGUUCCUUUUGGAAAAGUCGUGAAAGUGAACCAAGUAGGAAGACUCACAGUUUCUGUUUCGAGCUGGAGCCAAUAGGUGUCAUCUCACCUGCAGCGAGCUGCGUGCCACCAGUUACAAGGAUACAAUGCCGGUCGAAGAAGUAGACCACAAGGAC